This is a messenger RNA of Miscanthus lutarioriparius, 1848 nucleotides long. Lineage: Eukaryota; Viridiplantae; Streptophyta; Magnoliopsida; Poales; Poaceae. The record is from the annotation of a GenBank genome assembly.
AUGCCUCGCGCCUUCUCCUCCCCAUCGCGCUCGCCGCCACGCCAACGCCAUGCCCUCCCUCCUCCGCCCCGCCACCGUCGCACGCUCUCCUCCACGCUUGUCGAGGAGAGCGUUGCUGCCGCCGCCGCGCUCGUCAAAACGUGGCAUCCCGACGUAUCAUGCUCCCUCUUCCUCCACGACGCCACCGGUCAAGCGGAGGAGGCCCAGGGCUUCCUGCGCGCCGCCGCCGAACUCCACCGAGCCAUGCUCUUCUUCGCCGCCGACACCACCAACCCCAGCUCCCAGAGCGGCCACGGCCUCGUCCAGGCGCAGGAGCUGCUCCAGACCGCUAUGCGCCGGCUCCAACUCGAGCUCCAGUUCCUGCUCGACAAGCACGACGAAAGCCAACAACAAGCGGCCGCCGCAUCCGCUGCCGGUGCCAGCAGUAUACGCGCGGUGGCUAAGGCCAUGAUGGCCGCCGGCUACGGCAAGGAGUGCAUUUCCACCUUCAAGUCCCACCGUCGCACGGCUCUGGCCACCAAGCUGCAGCGUCUCCUCGGCUUCUCACCUCCAACUGCUAGUGGUAGCAGCAGAAACUCGUCGUCGUCGUCGUCGCUCUUCCACAAGCUCACCUGGGAGCAGAUCGACGGCAACAUCAUACCGUCGUGGAUCGCCACCGCCACCGUCGCCUUCAAUUCCCUCUUCACCGGGGAGAAAGACCUCUGCGACACGGUCUUUGCCCGCGACGCGGCUGUUCGUGAGGCUGUGUUCGCGGCCAUCUCCAACGACCAGGCCAUGAGCCUCCUCGGCAUCGCAGAGGCCGCGGUUGCAAGAGCAAGGCGCGCCCCGGAGCGCCUGUUCCGGGUGCUCGACGUCCAUGACGCGCUCACCGAUGUGCUGCCGGCGCUCUUGUCCGUUUUUGGGGACAACUCCGAGGUCGCCACUAGGGCCGCCGUCGUGGUCACCAAGGUCGGCGAGGCUGCGCGCGGGACCCUGAGCAGCUUCGAGGCGGCAAUCCAGAAGGAGCCGUCCAAGGCCACCACGGCCGGCGGCGCGGUGCACCCGCUGACCCGCUACGUGAUGAACUACCUCGUCUUCCUCGCCGACUACCAGGAGGGCCUUGCUCUUAUCUACGAGCAAGCUGAUGCAGAAGGCGCAGACUACACCUCGUCAGUUUCUGGCAACGUUUCGCCGGAACAUUAUGCGCUGUCAACGACAUCGUCUCCGUCGUCGAGCAUGUCGUCGUCGUCGUUUCACAGUUACAGCCCGAUCCACCGGCUGGUGUCGGUUCUGCUGGGCAAGCUGGACGCCAAGGCCGGGUGCUACCGGGAGGUGGCGCUGAGCUACCUCUUCCUGGCGAACAACACCAAGUACGUGGCCAACAAGGUGGCCGGCAGCGGCAGGCUGCAGGGGGUCCUCGGGGAGGAGUGGGCAGAGGCGCAGGGCGCCAAGGCGCGGGCGCACGUGGAUGUGUUCGUGCGCGCGGCGUGGGGCAAGGUGAUGGCCGCCAUCUCCUCCGUGCCGCAGGAGCCUGAGGUUGUGGAGGCGGCGGUGUUGGAAGCGGUGGGCAUGCAGGAUCAGUGGGUGGCGGCGGACGAGGAGAUGGGCGGGGCGUUGAGGGCGGCGGCGACAGCGGCGGCGGUGCCCAAGUACAGGAUGUUCUACCGGCGGUAUGGCGCUGCAGUGCGGCUGACGCCGGGCGACGUGGUCACCAUGAUCGCCGCACUCUUUGGCGGGACUAUAAGCACUCCAUGGCAUCAGAGCCGCUGCAGCACCAUCUCAAGGAUCCAAAUUCAAACACAAACCCAAGGAGACCGCAGCAGCUGUUCGCCUGACAGAGAAAUCAUCAGCAUGUACAAUUGUACAUAG